UAAACACAGAGGGAGGGCAGUGCGCGCGAGCCGACCACAGCGAAAGUGUUGCGCGCGGGACGGACUGCCCUUAGCCCGCACGCACGCACGCACGCACCACUCCUCCUCCUCCUCCUCCUCCUCCGUUCGAGGGAAGACCCCGAGCCUCCGCCGUGAUGCGCAGCCACUCAUCUCAACCAAUAAUGUGAAGAAAAAAAGAAGGGAAAAAAUCCACCGGAAACGAUUGUCAGAUGUUCAAACUCAUCGUCGCUCCAUUUUACUUGAGUGGCGCCUGUUUUCAACCCCAUCAUCACCCACUUUGCAGCCGGGCUCCAGCACAGAUAUCCACAGGGGUUACCUGGUGUGAGAUGCGGCAAUGUCCCGAGGAUUGUGCCAACGCGUGAACUCUUGCCGGUCCGCAUGGAUUUUGUCAGCGUUCGUGUUCGCGGUGAACGUGAUCGACGUGGACGCGUACAGCUGUCAUGAAGUGAGGACCGCUUUCCAGCUGCGGCAGGUCGGCCCCCCGCAGCGCGUACCGGAGACACCUGGCAGAGAUGUGGAUCUGAUGGUUUGUAAGCACCAGGGUCCGUCGUGCUGCACCCGAAAGAUGGAGGAGAGCUACCAGUUGGCUGUGAAAAGAGAAACCCUGCACAACAUUCAGUCCUACAGCUAUGAGCUUGAGCACCUCAUCUCCGGCCACGCGGAUGCCUUCCAGGACAUGUUCCAGUAUCUUCUAUCCUUCUCUCAGGGCCACCUGAGCUCGCUGUUGGAGGGAACCUACUCGUCCCUGUCCCGCCAAGCCCUGCCCCACGUCAACCAGCUCUUCUCCUCCCUCUCCCUCUAUAUCCGUGGGGCCAACGUCUCCGCAGAGGCGUCAAUCCACCAAUUUUAUAACAGCCUCUUCCCGCUUGUCUACACGCGGCUCAUCAAUCCCGGCCUAGAAGGCGGCGUGAUGAUGGGCAGUGAAACGGACGACUGUCUCCGUAUGAUCAGGCAGGACGUCAACCCCUUCGGGCCUCAUCCGGGCGUCAUGGCCAAGGAGCUGGCUGGGGCAUUGGGAGUCGGCAGAAGACUGGGCCUGGCCCUGGAAGAGGGUCUGGAAGUGAUGAACGCCACCGAACACGUCAGCAUGAGCAAAGAGUGCGUGAAGGGCCUGGUGAAAAUGGUGUACUGCUCGCACUGCAGGGGCUUGACGCUCAUCAAGCCCUGCGUGGGCUACUGUCUGAAUGUAAUGCGAGGCUGCUUGGCCAGCAUGUCCGAGCUGGAUCAGCCCUGGAGGAGAUACACCACUCUGUUGGAGCAGCUGACCCACGCCAUGGCUGGGCACCACAGCCUGGAACUAGCCCUGCUAGGGGUCAGGGGGUACGUUAAUGAGGCCCUGCUCUACGCACAGCUCCACGGUCCACUCAUUACUGCCACAGUGGACAAGGUGUGUGGCCUGUCUACUGAGGAACCUACAAACAUGCCGCCUACGAGCCCAGAGGUCACAACCUCGACCUCCACGGUGGCCCCAUCCCCUCCUCCUCCAUCUGCCGCCCCGUCCCAGCGUCUACCAGAGCAGUGGCAUGGGCAAUUGGCCCACUUGAGGAGCUCCUUCCCCCUGAAACCCUCCAAGAACAAUAAACAUAGUCUGAGAACCCUCUCUAGGGAAUUCUUGAUGUACCUGCAGCGCUACAAGUCGUUCUUUGCAGCCUUGCCAGAGAUGCUGUGCGAGGGGGAGAAUGUAGUGGAUGACUCCACGUGCUGGAGUGGGGAUGAAGUGGUGGAGAGCUACGCCGGCAGAGUUGUAGGAAAUGGCCUACACGCCCAAAGGCAAAACCCAGAGGUCAAAGUUCGAGGCCCAAACCCUACACUGGCUGAAGUCAAGGAGAGGCUGGAGCUCUUCAACGAGGAGACCCAGGACAUGUUUCCCCAACUGGGCCAGAUGGAGGCCUGGGAUGAGCUCGGCAGUGGGGAAGCAGAGGAGGGCAGCACCACAGACUGUGAUGACGAAGAUGGAUGUCAAGCCUCAGGAGACGGUCAAGACCAGACCUCACAUACAGAAACCUCAAGUGAAGGAAAGUCCAUCGGGAGACAACCCGGACGGGACAGGCCACAUGAGAACCCUUCCAAGCCCCCCUCAGUGAAGGUGAUAGGGGGCUCGCAGUCUGACAGCUGGGCACGGCCCUGGAGCCUCGCACUGCUCUUUGCUGCACUUUGCCUGCAGUGGACCCUGUACUGAUGCCGGCGCCCUCUGUGAACCCCCCCCCCCCCCCCCCCAAAUGCCCCCUUUUAAGAAACCCCACACAUGCACAGAGACACUCGUAUCAUUUACAUAUCAUGCAUAGCCUCCUUACCCCGGUCCUACUUGGCUGCUUAGACGGAUGCUGAUGCUGGACAUAUUGGAAUUGCAAUCAAGACAAGGGGUGGAAGAGAAGAGGACGACCUUGUAAGACUGUGCAGGGGGGCUCGGGGGCUCUUGCACGGAAGCUUUUGUCCUGCAGCAUCACCAAUGUGUUUUUUUUUUCUACAAGCCAAUCUUAUGCACGCUCAUCUACAAAGAUUAGACUGCUUCUUCUAGGCUGUUUGGGUACGAGAGACACCGGUACAGCCCCAUCGCUCACACACAAACAAAGCCUUUGGGGCUUAGAACGGGGACCUCAUCAUUCAGACUUUUUACUUAAAAGCGCUUCAUUUCAGAUAUAAAGCCAUCUACUCCUUUGGAAAAAAAAUGUUAGUAAACCUCAUCACAGCCACUGCACCAGUUAUGCAGAAGAAUUCAGCUCAUUUGGGAACUGUUCUAAUUUUCUUUGAUUGAAGAAUGCACGAUAGAUUGAUAGUUCGAUCCCAAGUGCGUGGCCCAGAACAGUAAAUUUGAUACACUCUGACGACUGUGUACGUCGGCGGGGAUUAGAAUGUGAUGAGUUCCCAGGUGGAGACAAACUAAGUGUGUAAAGUAUGUGACUGUAUAUAAGUGGAAAGAUUUGAUGGAGUGUAUGAGGUUCUAAUUCAACAAAAAGCUCUUAAAUGAUCGAGCUGUAUGGCGUUAUCUUUUCUUUUUCCAUUGCUGUUAAAGGAUUGUGCUUGUCUGCUCCAUAGUAUAUAUAGAAACAUUUGAAAUAACGGCAAAAAGAAAGAUUUCAUUUCUGUAAGAAUUAAAGCAGGAAUGCAGAUUAUUUUUCAGUUUAAGCCAUUGACAUAAAUGGAUACAUUUUGGAUGUUUGAACACAGCCUGUACAUUGUUGAUUUUACAAAUGUUUAUUGUGCAUCAAAUUGUGUGUGUUUGCUCGUUGAAUUGCACAUUAAUGCAUGUACAGUUUAACCUACCAAAUUGUCCGUAUUAUUAUGGUAGGAACAGGCUCGUCGCCUCGCUGAAUGCUUUCUCGCUCAAAUGAUUGUUUGAUACUUAAAAUAAUAAUGAGAAAAGUUGCAGGCUGCAGAUGCAUUACAGGCAGUUCAACACACACAAAGACAUGUCGAAAGUAUUUCACAAAGUUGGGUGCAUCCAUUGUCCAGUAUAGUGAGAGCCCUUUUGCAAGUCCCUUUUCAUGAAUUCCUCCUACACUUUGCCAAAUAAGCUCUUAUGUCUCUUCAAUCACUCUUAAGCAGUCCAUUCCUUUGAAUAUUCAUCAGAAUAUAAGCAAAGUCCUUCUUUGUUUCAAAUGAUUCCUCACGAGGAUGGAGCAAAAGGGAAGUUUCGACAAAUCACUUUGCAGACUGCUUCAGUUCUCGGUGUAGCUGUGGUCUCUCUUGUGGAGAUGAGGAUGGUUUAUGUGAUGGUGAAUGAGCGUGAAUGAGGGUUGAAUGUUUGGUCAAUGCUUUACAGACAUGGCUAAACCUGAUGAUGUAAGACACAGAUACAAUAAAAUGGCUAAAUUUGUCUUUACACUUACAUGGGUCUAUUUGCAGUGAAAUACCUCUUAAUAAGCCCUUGAACAGCUUCCUCUCCCUGCUGAAAAACAACUCACCUUUGGCUCCGCCUAAAAGUACGAUGACCUGCUUAACUACUACCUUAUACGUACAAUUAUACACUAAAGUAUUGCAGUUAAUGGAGAAUGUAGAUUCUAGUUGUUUACUGUGUCACAUCUUGGGUUCUGUAACCACAUUUCUUCAGCUCCUAUGAUUUCCUCCAUGUAAGUUCUGUCCAUGACUGUCAUUCAUUGCGCCCACCGAUCUCAUCCAGUCCUUUACCCUUGCAUGUGUAUAAAUGUACAUAUUUUAAGUCA
Messenger RNA from Pungitius pungitius (ninespine stickleback), 4184 nucleotides. RefSeq names its product glypican 5c (gene gpc5c). Gene Ontology annotation, cellular component: plasma membrane; extracellular region; cell surface. Gene Ontology annotation, biological process: regulation of protein localization to membrane; cell migration; positive regulation of canonical Wnt signaling pathway. The coding region runs from base 356 to 2200 and encodes 614 amino acids. The record is from RefSeq and is a predicted model, not a curated record. Lineage: Eukaryota; Metazoa; Chordata; Actinopteri; Perciformes; Gasterosteidae. The transcript has 9 exons.